Molecule: messenger RNA, 5705 nt
Organism: Lampris incognitus (smalleye Pacific opah)
Lineage: Eukaryota; Metazoa; Chordata; Actinopteri; Lampriformes; Lampridae
Product: transcriptional enhancer factor TEF-1-like
Exons: 12
Coding region: 503-1789 (428 amino acids)
Biological process (GO): regulation of transcription by RNA polymerase II; embryonic organ development; hippo signaling
Cellular component (GO): transcription regulator complex
Molecular function (GO): RNA polymerase II cis-regulatory region sequence-specific DNA binding; DNA-binding transcription factor activity, RNA polymerase II-specific
Source: RefSeq, a predicted model, not a curated record
UUCCGCGCAUAUUUCGCAUCCCUGAAAAAUACGAGACGAUUUUACGGCGUUACUCCGCCACAUUUGACGAAAACCGAAGCUGCCGGAGUUCGCGGAGGCUCUCCCGAGGCUGUGGCCGUCAGAAAUCCGGGAGAAACGGACGAUAUUAAUUCAGAAAGACACGCUCGAAUCAAGGUGCCUGUUUCCUGGCUUUGGACCCCAAACUCACUUGCCGAGUUUUCUGCAGCUGCCAGCUACUUGUAGCAUUAAGUAUUGGCGGUUAGCAUUUGGUACCAUCAGCCAGUGGCUGCCAUUUGCUGUUGGCUGUAGGUUGCAAUCACUGAAAGCUACAGUUAGCGUCAACAUUAAAUUGAAUUGAAAUUGAAAUUAUAAUCUCCAAAAUCUUGCAGUCACCACUUACAGUUGCAGUAUUAGUAUUUGGCUUUGAACGCUUCAGCUGAUUUGCAUCAACCCUGUUGCAUUAGCACUGAAGAUAAGGGUGUAGUCGCUGUUAGCGGUCGUUAUGGAGCGCAGUAGCUGGAGUGGCAGCGAGAGUCCAGGGGAGGACAUGGACAGACUGAGUGACUCUGGAGGAGACAAGACCGUGGAUGGAGACCCCGAGGGCGUUUGGAGUCCGGACAUUGAGCAGAGCUUUCAAGAGGCCUUGGCCAUUUACCCCCCCUGUGGAAGGAGGAAGAUUAUACUGUCUGAUGAAGGGAAAAUGUAUGGUCGUAAUGAACUGAUAGCCAGAUAUAUCAAACUCCGAACUGGCAAGACGCGGACGAGGAAGCAGGUGUCCAGCCAUAUCCAGGUUCUAGCCAGAAGGAAAUCGAGGGAGUUUCACUCCAAACUAAAGGACCAGAGUGCCAAGGAUAAGGCUCUUCAGAGCAUCUCCUCCAUGUCCUCGGCCCAGAUCGUUUCAGCCACAGCCAUACACAGCAAGCUGCUGCCCGGCAUCGUACGGGCCAGCUUCCCGAGCAACGCACAGCUCUGGCAGGGGAUGAUUCCUGGAGGCCAGUCCAGCUCGACCACAGAGGAUAUCAAGCCGUUCUCUCAGCAAGCCUACUCUGUACAGACAGCGGGGACCACCACUAUCUCAGGGUAUGAGCCCCCCGCUGCAGCGCAAACACACAGAGAACCAGCGUGGGAGGGUCGGUCCAUCGGCACCACCAAAUUACGGCUGGUGGAGUUCUCCUCUUUCCUGGAAACGCAGAGGGACCAGGAAGCUUACAAUAAGCACCUGUUCGUGCACAUCGGCCAGUCCAACCCCAGCUACAGCGAUCCCAUGUUGGAGUGUGUGGAUAUCAGACAGAUCUAUGACAAGUUCCCCGAGAAGAAGGGGGGGUUGAAGGAGCUCUUUGGCAAGGGACCGCAAAACGCUUUCUACCUGAUCAAGUUCUGGGCGGACCUAAAUUACAGUGUACAGGACGACCCAGCGGCUUUCUAUGGAGUGACCAGUCAGUACGAGAGCUCAGAGAACAUGACCAUCACCUGCUCCACCAAGGUCUGCUCCUUUGGCAAGCAGGUUGUUGAGAAAGUGGAGACGGAAUACGCAAGGUUUGAAAACGGCCGCUUUGUCUACAGGAUCAGUCGCUCUCCGAUGUGCGAAUACAUGAUCAACUUCAUCCACAAGCUUAAACACCUGCCUGAGAAGUACAUGAUGAACAGUGUGCUGGAGAACUUCACUAUACUGCUGGUGGUGAGCAACAGAGACACUCAAGAGACCCUGCUAUGUAUGGCGUGUGUGUUCGAGGUAUCCAACAACGAGCACGGAGCCCAGCAUCACAUCUAUCGGCUCAUCAAAGAAUAACACACACACACACACACACACACACACACACACACACACACACACGCACACUUUACUAGUUGAUAAAUUGAAAAAUAUUGUAGGUACUUGAUCAAACAAUGUCUAAAUGAUGAAUAAUUUGAGCAAAACUACACAAGACACAAUGGCUGCAUAUUCACCUCCCCAUUUGUGCUAACACUGGAGCUCGAACGGUGAAUAUCGAUGUCGGGACACUAGCGAAAUAUUCCGCUGUACCACCCGAGUUCCUGAGAUCAAUUUUUAAUGAGCUACCAAAUGUCACGGUGACAGUGCAGCCCCUGAACACACUGCAUAUUUAUGUUUUAACCGGGCUGGCAUUCCCAAAAGCAUCCUCGUAUCGAUACGAUCCGUUUACCUGGGUCACCCAACCGGCUCGGUGGUGGUCCUUUCUCACGGGACAUACACACUUCAUUUACCAUUGACGUUUUGUUCUCCUAUUCAUUUCCAUUUCAAUUUUUAUUUUGCUGUUCUGAGAGAGUAGUACUGUCACACGCUUUAGGGAAACUCAACCCCGCCAACACACACAUACACACACACAUACAGAUACAUAAACAAUUACAGAAGUGUGUGUUAUUACAAGGUAUUGAAGGACACUGAAGUUCAGACCCUGUGUAUACUCAAUAAACAGACAAGGCAGUUGCUGCUGAGUAGUUAUUGGUGGUCCUGAUGUGGAGGAAAUACUAGAACAUUCUGCAGCACCGUGCUGAUUGGGUAAUAGCGAGAGCUGCAAAUAAGACCUGGCUUUGUACAGAUCCUAAUCGCAUAGUCAAGAUGUGUGAGCCUCCUCUUACACAAAAAUGAGGUUUAUUCCAAAGAAAAGUAAAUUAACCGGUUUUUUUGUACGUUUCUUAAAAUUCUACCAUAUAAACUUGAAAAUUGAUUCUUGAGAGGAGCAUAUAUAUUUUAAUUCUAUGGAUUUAAAAUGAUGUCGAUAAGACACUAUAAGAUUUAAUGAUUCAGGUACAUUUAAAGCAACGGGCGAGUCCUCACCUCUGUUGUGGUCAAAGUAAGUCUAUACCAUGUCGAAUACCGAUCCACAAUAAAUACACCUUCAUCCUAAUGGAAAUCACUGUGAUGAACUGUAAAAAAUAACACAACGACAAUUACCAUUUGUGUGGUGUACAAGAGAAAUAAACAUCCAGAAUGGAUACAGCCCAAAUCAAACUAGCUAGUUUGAAGUUCAGCAUAUCCAUAUUGAACAAUGUACUUAAAUAUGAACAUACCAGGAAGCACCAUCACAGCCGUUAAACACCGGGACGUUGCUUUUUAACUAGCUUGGUAUAUGUGAAGUCAUCAUAAAACUCUUGAGUCUAUGAUUCGUUUUUAGACAUUAGCUGUAUGAAGGAAGACUUCUGGCUCGUGAUUACAUUCCAACAUAUGAAAAUAUAGAUUAUGUUAAAACGGUUGAAGACAGUUCCCUCUAAUUGGUCAGUAGCAGUAGUUUCUACCCAGGGACAAAUAUUGGCAUGAAACGACUGUCAGUUAUCACUUAAUUUUGCCUAUCAUAUGCCAAAAACCUUAUCUACAAAGUGCAUGGGGUGGCGAUUGGUCAGAUGUGCUGCCAUGCCCCAUAGCAUGAAGUGCCUUGGCUGGGAGCAGCUGUAGUCAUUCAGGGUUUUUAAAAUCCUGGGAAUUUAAAAUUUUCGUUUUGAAUAGGUUCUUUUCCGGACUUUGAAAAUUUAGAAAGUUUUCAAUUGAGGUGCAACGAAGAACAUUUCGGGAAUCGGUUCACAACAUAACAUCGUGCCAAUUGGCUACGUGUUCCCCGGUUUAUCAUUUCAGUCCAGUCGCCUUGAACCGCUGCAGGCAGCAUUUACCUGCAGGCAGCGUUUACCUGCAGCUGAACACACACAAGCCAUUGAUGCUGUCCGUGUGGGGAACUGCACGCUUCUCCACAUGGACACAACGGUGUGUUUAGAUGGGGUCAUGAUGUUUGAAAUGAACACACAAUGCAUAUCUUUAAAGUCAUUAAAUUAGCAGCCAAGAAUAUCCUGGUGAAUAGAACUAGCCUUGUCAACUGAGCUUUGCACGCACACUUUUUAAAAUUAUGAAUUGCACGCUACCAACUUCUUGUUCAUUGCUGUAGAAUAAUUCAGAUAGGUUAGAGAUCUUAGAGAAUGGAUUUUCAAGCAUACAAACUUACCGUCAUUUGAUAAGAGCUUGGCUUUUGUCCUGAUGCUGAAGUAGCUUUCAUGUUCUAUGAAAAGCAAUACUGUUUUGCACCCGGUAUACUCCUACGCCAAACAGAAUGGAUGCCUUGACCGAGCACAACUCAGCCCGACUAUGGGCAGCUGUCAUGGGGAUUCAAAUUCCUCUUGUUCUCGCAAUUAGACACGAAAGUUGCUUGCAAACUUUGUUAAUCAACUGUACUCCGAAUUGGAAAAGCUACAUAUUAAUUAAAGGGCCCCAAACCUUCCUGAGUGCCACAAGCGGAAUACUGGGUGGAUGUUUGUUACCUUCCUUGCAGCUCAGCAUGAGACAGAUAGUGCCAUCUGACUCUGAUGUGACACUGCUGACACGUGUGUGUGAGAUAUGUGACAGUUGUGGAAAACUGAAAUUCUGCUGACUGUGACAACAUGCGGUAUCCAGCGGGUAAAGUCCCACCGAUGAAAAAGCUACACGAUUCUUCUGUGGUUAGAUGACCGCCGUACGCCAUGUGUGUCCACACGAUACGUUUCAUCACCGCAUGUGCUUUUUGAAUUAUUUGAAACUUCUCUUGAAGUUUCUUGGAAUGAACUUCAGCCCAGAGGCCACAGCCCAGCCAAACGAUUGAUUACGAUAGGCUUGCUACCUUUAAUUUAAAGGUGCUUUAUCUGUUAAGUGGGGGGUAAGCUUCCUAAGGCGGUGGGCCCUUUCGCUAACAAAGUAAGAUCAUUGUUCAAUUUCGACCAAGUCAUCUACAAGUAGUGACUUCAUUCCAGGAAAAAUUCCCCCAAGAAAUCCCAUCUGUAUUACUCCUCCCACCCCGUUUGCUCCCCUGGGUGAUUCACAGUAAUAAUUGGCCUAACAGGAACAAGUAAAGGGCUUGUUCUUAUGUGUGAUGACUACUGGGGUUCAAGAGUACAUGUGCCAACAUUCCCUUUCCAAGCUGUGUGGACACCUCUUGUCACGACAUCAUGGUCACCAGACUUGUUGGUUCUCUGCAUCUGUCUCUCAUCACACAUGGACCUCGGCUGAGUGAUGAUGUCACAGUGAGCAGGCCCCGUGCAGCUGCCUGCAGGACGCGCUGCUCUGCAACGCCACACACUGUGGUUUGGGGUCAUGCUUCACUGCUGAUAUCCGGAGAUCACAGCUGUUAAAAAUAUGAAGGCGCUCAUAUUAAGUUGUGCAUUCUCCGAAUAUUUCUACGGCACAGAACACCAACUAACGUCAAAAAGCAGUUCACAUGCCAUGACUUAACAGGUUGAUCUGGAAUCUGUGAUCGUCUUAACCAAAUGAUUAAACGAGUCAUCGUCUCUCUUGUCAAUAUUGUUUUGUACAUGCAAGUUUAAUGUAUAUCUUCUUCUAGAACCCACACGUGGCACAUUAUAUGAAACCUGUGUGUAAUCAAUUCCAAAAUGGCCUUUAAUAUUUUUUGCUCUUGUGCGUUCGCAGACCUCUCCGUGCGCAAAUGGACUUUUGAUAAGGUGCUUUGUAUAAAGGUGACAAUAACGUUUGGUACAGAUGUUGUGUAUAUCUUUCAUAUUCUAAUGUUUAUCCUAUUUUUCAAAGAGAAUACAUUUAGGAAAGUCAGAACCUUAGUAACGUUUGACUGUUGGUACUGCACAGGGUCUGAUCUUCAGUUUGUAAUUUUUUGUUUCCCUCAUGGCUAAAAGUAUAAUGUUAGAUAUUUUCUAGCUUUGUAGACACUUUGUACUGUACGCAUACGCUCUUCAGUUUAAAUAAAUGGUUAUUACCA